CGACGGGAUUGGGAGUCGCGGGGAGAAGGAACACGACUUCCGGUUCCGGAACCUGCCGCCGGCUUCCGCGAUGGCGCCUUACCCGGUUGGGCCGCUUCUCAGAUUGCUGUACUCAUUGGCUUUCCCUGCCAUGUUACUAAGUGGAUUUUUAUGUGUCUGUCUGCUCCUGCUCCUGUUUGGUUUACGACUAUGGCUCCAGCAAAGGAAAAAACAACAAAUUCCAUCAGGGCGAGAUGGGAAAAGGCCACUUGUGGUUGCAUUUUUUCAUCCAUACUGCAAUGCAGGGGGAGGAGGCGAAAGAGUAUUGUGGUGUGCUAUAAAAGCACUACAGAAAAAGUACAAAGAUGUGUCCUAUGUUGUCUACACUGGUGAUGCUGGCGUCACAGCUGAAAAUAUCCUUGAAGGUGCUUACAGACGAUUCAACAUCAGAUUAAAUCAACCUGUGAAGUUUGUGUUUUUGAGUAGGCGCUAUCUAGUAGAAGCUUCCCUUUACCCACAUUUUACACUGCUGGGUCAGAGCUUAGGAUCUGUAUUUCUUGGCUGGGAAGCUCUUAUGAACUGUGUUCCCGAUGUCUACAUUGACUCCAUGGGUUAUGCUUUCACACUUCCUCUUUUUAAAUAUUUAGGAGGUUGUCGGAUAGGCUGUUAUGUCCAUUAUCCUACAAUCAGCACUGACAUGCUUUCUGUGGUUAGGAAUCAGAAUGCUCGAUUUAAUAAUGCAGCAAUCAUCACAAGAAAUCCCCUAUUGAGUAAAUUGAAACUCGCAUAUUAUUAUAUUUUUGCUUCUAUAUAUGGCUUAGUUGGUUCUUGCAGUGACAUAGUCAUGGUUAAUUCUUCAUGGACUUUCAAUCACAUCCUUUCCCUUUGGAGGUGCAGUGACCGCACCAGUGUUGUGUAUCCACCUUGUGACGUUCAGACAUUCUUGGAUAUUCCUCUAUGUGAGGAAAAGAGUACUGUAGAGCAAACUAUUGUUUCUGUAAGCCAGUUUAGGCCAGAAAAAGACCAUCGUCUGCAGAUCAGAGCCUUUGCUAAAUUGCUGGAAAAGACUGCAGGGCAGGAGCUGCUGCCCAAACUCAUUCUGAUUGGUGGCUGUCGUAACCAAGAAGAUGAGCAGCGUGUAAAUGGACUUAAAAAGCUCUGCCAAGAGUUGGGCAUUGAAGAAAGGGUAGAAUUCAAAGUUAACAUUCCAUUUGAAGAGCUAAAGCAACAUCUGGCAGAUGCGACCAUUGGACUUCACACCAUGUGGAAUGAACACUUUGGGAUUGGAAUUGUUGAAUGUAUGGCAGCUGGCACAAUUAUCCUUGCUCACAAUUCUGGAGGCCCCAAGCUGGAUAUUGUGGUGCCCUAUGAAGGAAAUAUUACUGGAUUUCUAGCAGAAAAUGAAGACGACUAUGCAGAUACCAUGGCCUAUAUAUUUUCAUUGCCUCCUACGAAAAGGCUAGAAAUCAGACAAACUGCUCGUCAGUCAGUGAAGAGAUUUGCAGAACAAGAAUUUGAGGAAACAUUCCUAUUAUCUGUGGAACAAUUAUUUAAAUAAAAUUU
Molecule: messenger RNA, 1542 nt
Organism: Lacerta agilis (Sand lizard)
Lineage: Eukaryota; Metazoa; Chordata; Lepidosauria; Squamata; Lacertidae
Gene: ALG11
Product: ALG11 alpha-1,2-mannosyltransferase
Exons: 4
Coding region: 71-1537 (488 amino acids)
Biological process (GO): protein N-linked glycosylation
Cellular component (GO): endoplasmic reticulum membrane
Molecular function (GO): GDP-Man:Man(3)GlcNAc(2)-PP-Dol alpha-1,2-mannosyltransferase activity
Source: RefSeq, a predicted model, not a curated record